UUUCAAGAAUGGGAAACAAUCAUGAAAAAUUCUUUUCUAAAGAAAAACGAAAACUCCUUAUUUUAGGACUUACUGGAGUAGGAAAGUCAAGUAAAAUACACCAAUUCCCAUAUAGCACUGAUAAAAACUUUGAACCAAGGAAAUUAUUAAGAUAAGAAGGAAGAUUUAUAAAUUAUUGACAUCAAAUUAAAAAACAUCACACUUUGUGCUUUUGAUAUGGGAGGAAGUGAAAGAUAGAGAAUAUUUUGGAGACAAAACUUCUAUGGAAGUUAAGGAGUGAUUUAUGUUAUGGAUGGCAAUAUUGAUAUCUAAAAGGCAUUAUUGGAAUUAGAAAAAAUUGUGAUUGACACAGAUCUCAAAGAUGUAUAAAUCACUAUUUGAUAUUAUUAAGACUCCUAUUGCAGUAUUUGUGAAUCAAAAUGGAAAAGAUAAUCAUUUUGACACUACAAAAGAAUUCUUAAAGUAUAUUUAUUUAAUAUUCCAUUUAAAGAAAUAAGCCAGGAAAGGUAAAUGUGUUCAAAGGAAGUACAUUAGAAUUAAAGGAUAUUAUGAGUUGUAUUGAGUGGCUUGGUAAAGAAAUGAAACCUAUUUGAAUUAUUUAUUUUUAUUAAUGUUUGAGGAUGAUAAUAAUAACAAUUUUGAUUAGCUUAAUUAUAG
Molecule: messenger RNA, 657 nt
Organism: Paramecium octaurelia
Lineage: Eukaryota; Ciliophora; Oligohymenophorea; Peniculida; Parameciidae
Source: the annotation of a GenBank genome assembly